AUGUUGGUGCUCAACUGCUCCACAAAGCUACAGAUGCUGGAGAAAAUGUUACGGUGGAGUUUUCCUGAGUCCCUCAAGGUUUAUGGAGCUGUGAUGAACAUCAACCGAGGGAAUCCCUUCAGGAAGGAGGUGGUAGUAGAUUCAUGGUCAGACUUCAAAGCUGUUAUCACCCGUCCUCAGAGGCAGACAGAUGACCUUGACCAUUAUACUAACGCACAUGCAGUUUUCUACAAGGAGCCACAUGCUUACCAGGAGCUACUUGAAAACACAAAUGCCAUCAACUGGGGACAAAUUUUUCAGAUUCAAGGGCUCCAGGAUGGAAUAUGUGGAAUAUCCAGAGCUGUUGCUUUAUCUAAGCAGGUAGAUGUGAAAACAUCCUCCUUCCGGAUGGUUAUCCACUCAGACCCAGACACGCUGCCAGAUGUCAAACUUCAGAUGGACCCUAAAUUCACCCUGGCUUACCUGGACAUCUCCCAUUCUAGCCUGCUCAACAAAACCUGGUCGAGGGGAGGCAAUCCAAGAUGUGAGAAGUACCUCGCUAACCUCAUUUGCUCCUUCCCAAGUGUCUGUGUCUUAGAUGACAAGGGGUAUCCCCUCUCCUGGAGCCUGACAGACCAGUUUGCCACCAUGAUUCAUAAUUAUACUCUUCCAGAGCAUCGGAGAAAGGGUUUUAGCAGGCUUGUGACUACCACUUUAGCUAAGAAAUUACAUAGCUGUGGCUUUCCAGUGCAAGGUAAUGUCUUGGAGGCAAAUCUGCCAUCUGUAACGUUGCUGAAAAGUAUGAAUGCCCACUUUCUUCCCUGCUCAUUUUUCAGAGUGAUUCACACACCUUUUCAGUUUCUAGCCAAACCUCACUAA
Molecule: messenger RNA, 858 nt
Organism: Oxyura jamaicensis (ruddy duck)
Lineage: Eukaryota; Metazoa; Chordata; Aves; Anseriformes; Anatidae
Gene: GLYATL3
Product: glycine-N-acyltransferase like 3
Exons: 5
Coding region: 1-858 (285 amino acids)
Cellular component (GO): mitochondrion
Molecular function (GO): glycine N-acyltransferase activity
Source: RefSeq, a predicted model, not a curated record